CUCGUGGGUGAGUUUAAUAAGUGUCGGACUGUCAGGAGAGAGACUGGCCAAGCCACGGGAAGGAGGAGUCAAGCAGGGACUUAGUCUGGAAUCUUUACGUGGGCACAAGAAGGCAAAAUCUCAUCCUGCUUGAGCCUUGUCUAGUCCAGGUGCAAACCGCCAGUCGGAGAAGGUUCCUGUGAAUUUAUUGCAUGAGCGAUAAGUCUCCAGUUGAGCUCUUCCCAUGUGGAGCAGGUCGUUCACCCUUAACCGAACUGCUUCUGGCUUCCCAAGCCAAAUAGCCAUGGCCAAAAAUGUACACCAGGAGCCCAGCUUGGUUUCCGAAUGCCCCGUCUGCUGGAACGCUUACAAUAACAUUUUCCGGACCCCCAAACUCCUGCGGUGCGGCCACUCCUUCUGCAUCGAGUGCCUGGCGCAUCUCAGCCUGAUCGCCGCCACCCAGAACCAGCUGCCUUGCCCGCUUUGCCGCUGCCUGACCUUGCUCCCCGCCAACCAGCAGGUGACCGAACUGCCCACCGACAUCGCGCUCCUGCACAAGCUGGGCCUGGAGCCCAACCACAUCAUCCUCGAAGGGCGACAACUGUGUCUCAAGGAGCAGCGCAAGACCAGGUACUUCCUGCGGCAACCCAGGGUGUACACCUUGGACCUGGGCCUGGACCCCGAACUCGGCACCCAGCCUUAUCCCGAGAGCCCCCAGCCAGCGACUGUGGCCAGCACCCCCACCGUGCCUCGGCGCUCCCUUCUCCGGGAAUGCACCCGGAACCCGCACCUUCGGAUCUUCACCUACUUGAUGGUCAUUAUCUUAAGCGUGACUUUACUACUCGUCUUCUCCAUCUUCUGGACGAAAAACUUUUUCCCGGGUUUGGGAUGAGGGAGAAGACGACCUCAGAAACUUGGUUUUGAUUUCAUGGGGUGCUGGGGGUGGGAUUCCGCAGGGGCUGGGAGCGCAGGAAGCCGGAAAGUAUUUUUGGGAAGGGGGAUAAAAAUCCUUUCCUAAGGAGCUCAGCUUCUGAAUUUGGGGGUCGAGAAGGUAGGAGAAAGGAUGGCUAGGAUGACUAGCGGGCGGUGCUCAUCUCCGUUUCAAAGC
Molecule: messenger RNA, 1087 nt
Organism: Thamnophis elegans (Western terrestrial garter snake)
Lineage: Eukaryota; Metazoa; Chordata; Lepidosauria; Squamata; Natricidae
Gene: RNF183
Product: ring finger protein 183
Exons: 1
Coding region: 224-871 (215 amino acids)
Biological process (GO): protein ubiquitination
Molecular function (GO): metal ion binding; ubiquitin protein ligase activity
Source: RefSeq, a predicted model, not a curated record